Pungitius pungitius (ninespine stickleback) is the source of this 3108-nucleotide messenger RNA. RefSeq names its product tetraspanin 7b (gene tspan7). Lineage: Eukaryota; Metazoa; Chordata; Actinopteri; Perciformes; Gasterosteidae. The record is from RefSeq and is a predicted model, not a curated record. Bases 256 to 990 code for a protein of 244 amino acids. The transcript has 8 exons. Gene Ontology annotation, cellular component: plasma membrane.
GCCCUCAAACAGAACCGUGACAGCCCGUCCUCGUGCCUAACGGGUCCCGCGUGGAGCAGCGGCCUCGGCAGUCCGCGCUGCCCUGGACGCAAACAACACACGCGGGUGGUCGGGUUACGCGCGGGCUGGUGCGCUGCGCGUGCCCGGUGACGCUGCGUGUCUGCAUCAGCGCCCGGUUUCACCGCGACGCAUCGCAGAGAAGCUUUUCUCCCUCACUCCCUCCGAACCACCGCGGGGUGUACGGCACGCGCCACAAUGGAGACUAAACCCGUCAUCACCUGCCUCAAAACGCUCCUCGUCGUGUACUCCUUCGUCUUCUGGAUAACAGGAGCCAUCUUGCUGGCGGUGGGAGUAUGGGGGAAGUUGAUGCUCGGCCCGUACAUCUCUCUGAUCGCAGACAACUCGACCAACGCCCCGUACGUCCUCAUCGGCACCGGGACCAUCAUCAUCGUGUUUGGCCUGUUCGGAUGCUUCGCCACCUGCAGAGGAAGCCCAUGGAUGCUGAAGCUGUAUGCCAUGUUCCUGUCACUCGUCUUCCUCGCCGAGCUGGUGGCCGGGAUCUCUGGAUUCGUGUUUCGCCAUGAGAUAAAGGGGACCUUUCACAGGACGUACACCGACGCCGUGCUGAACUACAACGCCGAGGACGAGGCGAGCCGCGCCGUGGAUAACCUGCAGCACAGGCUGCGCUGCUGUGGAGUGUAUAACUACACCAGUUGGUUCGGCAGUGUGUAUUACCCGUCCAACGGCAUUCCUGCCAGCUGCUGCUUUAACUCCUCCGACUGCAACCCAGACGACCUCCGCAACACCACUCUCGCCCCGAGCAAGGUCUACCACCAGGGCUGCUACGAGCUGGUCACUUCGUUCAUGGAGACCAACAUGGCCAUUAUUGCAGGAGUGACGUUUGGGAUCGCCUUCUCACAGCUGAUUGGGAUGCUGCUGGCCUGCUGUCUGUCCAGGAUCAUCACAGCCAAUCAGUACGAGAUGGUUUAGCUGAUGUGUCGCGGCAGGGAGGUGCAGAGAAGAAGAGAGUAAACUCACAACAACACUACCACGCGUCUCCCUUGGACUCCACCUCCCUCUCCGCCUGUAGUCUUAAUGUAAUAUCUUUGUGUAUCUUACUGUAAAGCACCAUUCCUCGACUCACCGCUGUUGCAUCAAAGCGCUCUAUAGCACACAUCCAUUGAUGUAGAGGUCGCUCAUUAGCGGAUCCGUGCGGCCUGCGCUCACCGGCGCGUUGCUCUCAGAUGGGUGGAGCUGGGCGGAGCUCGGCUCUCUGCAGCGCGCUCCGCCGAGCGGCAUCACGUUUGUGCAGAAUGGCAUUACUGAGGCCUGAAAGAAACACUUUAAUAGUUUUCAUUUCUGCAUUCGACUUAGCUAUUGCUCGGCAUCGUGUGUUCCUAUGGUCGUGACAUUUUCUCAGCUCAUUGUGUGCACUAAGGAGGAUAUUUUAGGUUUAUAUGAAAUUUUAAAAAGCUGACUUGCGUAUUUUUUACCUGUAGAGGAGGCAUGAUAUUUUUGUUGGCCUGAUAAUCCAACCCAAAAGCAGAUUAUGACGUAAAUUGUGUGUUAAGAUUGUAAUUCAGUACCUUUAGCCUGGGAUAAAUAAACAAGACCAAAGAGUCCAAAUGGGAAGCUCGCCUGUCCCACUCUACGGCGAUAAGUUCAAAGACAGUUGUGCCAUCAACUCCUGCCUCAUGACUGUCUGCCAGUCCAUUUUGUGGAGCAUCUUUAACGGCCACAGAGGAGGGGAAAUAAAAAAAAACGCCCCAAAGAUAAUACGCUGCAAAAGCUCCCAGGAUGCUGCACCUCCCCAAAGGCCGCUUCUGCCGAUCCAUCUGUCGAGAUCACUUGUUAUCGGCCCACAAGGCAGAACGGCUCUUCGUUGAAUGGGUUGAUUUCACCACAAAAAACCCAACACUUGAUUAUCUGAGAGAUUUGUGCGCUUCAAACAAUGCAGAGAAUCAUGCCGAUUAGUGGAGGCCUUCAUAGCGUUCCACGCGACUGUCAGAUGAGAUGGGACGGAUUCUUCUGCGCGAUUAAUGCCGGGGAGAGAUUGAGGGGGGGGGGGGGGCGAAGUCCUGCCAACGUUCACACCUCCGCACACCUGGCCGAUCUGUGCGCACAAUGUGCAGCUCCACAAUCCAACAAGCCCUGACACCUCAGCGGUAUUUCACUGCUUGUCCCGCCUCAAGGCGACUGGCUCAAUUCCAAUGUUUCAAGAAUUAGCUUAAACCUAGAAUCUUCUUGUUGUUUUUCGCAAGAGGGUUCUGUGCUUUAAAGGUUUGAAUAUGUGUGUCUUAGGCUCAUAUCAGUAGUUUUCUCCCGCUGGAAUAUUACGGCAGCUGUGUGCUACAGUGCAGGACGUCGAUGGCAUUAGAGGUACGCAGGACUCCAGCAGUGUCCUUCUAGAAUUUACAGUAUCCCAUGCAGUGCAUCCUCUCACCAUCAUCAUCAUCAUCCUCAUCAUCACCUGUAGAUAUUUAUGCUAAAUGUAAUUUAUAUGACGUGACGUUUGUCAUCCUAAUAUGCUAAUCGGUCUAAAUGUUGUGUCACAGUUUUCAUUCCGCACGCCGUGCCGUUAGUCCGUAUUUGGUGGAUUAGUUCGUAGGAAAAACUCGCACCGGAAAAAUAAUUGUGGCCAAUGUUUUUGUUGAAGGUAACGUGCAGCCUGUAGAUGUUUCAAUUCUAGCUGUAUAUGAAUUAUCGUUUAGUUUGUACUAUGAUUACAGGUCAUUUUCUAUCGCUGUUUCAGUAUGUUUCAGAUUUUUUAUUUGACUGUCACCUUAACAUUUUCCUUCUGUGUGUGUGUGUGUGAAAGAAAAAGAGAGAGAGAGAGCGUCUAGAUUUCAUGGAUCUUCAUCUUUGGUCAGUAUUUGGUUGUGGCUUUUCAGGACUCAUCGCUUUUAAAACUGUGAAUCUAUUUAAGUGAAUGUAUGUUUUUCGACACUCCUUAUCCCAACUGAUAUUGUCCUGUAAAUACUAAACUGUAAUACCAUCCUGCUUACACAUGGGGUCACCAGACACUGGGAAGGAAUUGCACCAUGUUGUCUGCUAUUGACUAAGUCACCAUCAGUGGUCUUAUUAUCAAUAAAUAUACAGAAUAACAAA